Molecule: messenger RNA, 4147 nt
Organism: Neohortaea acidophila
Lineage: Eukaryota; Fungi; Ascomycota; Dothideomycetes; Mycosphaerellales; Teratosphaeriaceae
Exons: 3
Coding region: 392-4033 (1213 amino acids)
Source: RefSeq, a predicted model, not a curated record
AUCCACCGAGCGACCCUGCCCCUUUGGUGUUGAGCAGCAUGCUUCCACACAAGCACCAGGCGUGAAUGGCACAUACGAUGUGGCGGUACCGGCAGAAGCUGUGUUUGAGGAUGCGAGUUUUGCUGAAGGCUCUGCCGACGUCAGCGUGGCCUCAGACACCGAGGGCAGCCGGGGCGAUGCUUCAGAGUUGAAGAAAGACGACAAGAACCAUACUCGGACGAACUCGGUCAAGAAACCGCUCACAUUCAGCAAAGUAUCGGUCACGAAAAACUUUCUCGCCAAGUCGGCCACGGCCACUCCACCCCUGGUCAAGCCCGGCGAGAGGCCCAGUCCCGCAAGCACCCCUCUCUCGCUCUCAGCAGUGAAGCCGAGGUUGAUUGCAAAGACGGGAAUGUCACUACGUGAUGUGCAAAAGACGCGCUCUGCUGCAGACACUACAAGUGGGCCAGAUGCCAGCAAAGUCUGGAACAAAAACCAACCCGUCGCACCACCUCCGCCCAAGCAGUUCACGGACGAAGAGCUCAAGCAGCAGUAUGGCAUUCAUCUGGCCACGCGACUGCAGUCAGACGAAGAUGGGAAACAAUCCAAGUGGGCUGAUAUUGACGACGAUGAGGAGGACUGGGCACCGGAGCCUGUGGUCUGGAUGGAUGGCACCAAGUCAACUCUCAUGGCCAAUGAGGCAGCAGCAGCGGCAGCAGCGGCACCCCCUCCACCAGAACAACAGUCAACACCAGCUCCACCGACAAAGCCUGCCGAACCUGUCAGACCUACCUUGGUGAUGAGACGUCCUGCUGAGCCAGGCUCGACCAAGACGGUUCUCAAACCUGGAGCGAAUCUUGCUGCUACGCAAAGCCAGCAGGGCGAAGCUGGAGCAACUGCAUCAGCCAACAAAGUGCUCGUGGGAGCUUCCAAGAACUUGGGGGCACUGCCUGCCAAGUCACCAUGGGCCCCAUUGCCUCCAGUCGAGAAAGUUUCCCCAAUCAACCCUCCAGUGCAGCAGAGACAAGCACCGCUCCCGUUUGCUUCUCAAGACGCUCGCUCCUACGAACCCGCUCAGCAUGCACCGCCAGCUCGAGAAAUUGCUGCAGACACAUUUGACAGGUUUGCGCGCGACGGGGAAACUGGCCCACGGGAGCUCUUCAACUCCGCGAAUGGGAAAUACGAGCCCGUUCAAGAAGGCCGUCGGGGUUCAAUGAAGCCCGACAGGAAGCACUCCUUGCUACAACGCCACUCCGGCAGCGGUCCCGCUGAGCCAUCAGCAGCGUUUCAGACCCGCUCAAAUGUGCAGAGCGAGAGCCGCAGGCGAGGCUCCAGCUUCAGUCAAGGCAGUCUACCCCCUGCCAUCCGACGUAUGUCCAAGGCCUCCGAGACCUCUCCUGCUCUUUCCAGCGCAAUCAUCGAGCACGAAACGCGUGCAUCUCCCAAGGUCGCGAAAGGAGAGCCCGCACAGCCCGUGUUCGCUCAGCAGAGUGCUUGGCAACAGCAAAUGCCUACUAAGCCUACGGUUGAGAUGGAAGAUCCUGUCGCCGUGCAGGAGAGAGUGAUGCGUGAGAAGCGAGAGGAGGCGAAGCGACGGCGUGAAGACGAAGCGCGCGAGGAAGCGGAGAGGAAGGAGCGGCUGAAGGCCAAACUUGCCAGCCUUGAAGGCGCAGGCAAGUCGCGAAAAGAGCGCGAUGCGGAAGCUGCCGCGGCUGCUGCUGCAAGUGCGGCAACGACCGCCACGCCACCGCCUCCAGCUUCCAAGGAGACGGCUCAACUCGCCGCCCAAACGGUUGCAGCGGAGCCGCCACCUCCUGCCAAGCCGUCCGACACUACCACAACCGCGCUGGAUCCGUCGGUGAAUGAAGCGGCGCCUCCGAAGGAGCCUAGCCCGCAAGAGUCGCUGCCUGCUCCUAUACCUCCACCGCCAUCCGCCGCAGGCUUACCACCACGCCCUAUAUCAAACACAGCCCCGACCGCGCGACACCCGACCAACCCCGCGCAGUCACCGAAAGCUAGCUCGCGUGUGCCGUUCCAACAGACCAGUGCGGCCUUUGGUCAGACCUCGCCUUCAUACACGUCUCCCAGAGAUCGCAAGCCACAGUCAUUCGAGCGUUCGCCCUUGUCAAACAACAACGCUUUCUCACCGUGGCCUACUACAGCACUGAGCAGCGGCAGCGGCAGCGUAUGGGGAACUGCUGGAAUCGGGAACGGGACGUUUGAGAGCUCCAAUGUGUUUGCUCCAAUGUCGAACUCUCAACACAGCUCAACCCUGCCCCUUCCGCCUGGCAUGAACCGCGCCCCUGGGUCGAACAGGAUUCCACCACAAUCUCUUGGGACGGAGUCUCGCUCUCCCAGCGGACCUCAACAAUCGUUGCUGGAGUCCAACAUGACAUUCGCACCGCCGGGCUUGGAGGCUCGCCCAGAUGCAUUCGCCAAUCAGGCACGCGUGAACGGGACCUCUCCUGCCCCUGGUCUUGGUCGCCAAACGCAUCUUCCCGGCCCCAUUGCGCCGCCCUCGCGUGCAGCACAGCAGCAAACGCAGCAACAGUCUACACAGCGGCAAGGUGCGCUUGCGGCGUGGAAUAACGCCGCUCAGAUGCUGCCUUAUCAGUACAAGGCGGAUGCGGACUCGGCGGAGAGGAAAGCGCUGGAGUCGAGUACUGUCGCACCUCGGAAUGACACAUUCAAGGAGACGUUUAAGCAGACAAUCGUCGAUCCGAACAGACUUGGCGGGCCACGGCGUUACGAGAAGAUCGAAUACACCGUGCAUGAUGCCCAAGGGUCAAGGUCGGUGCCAUCGCUCAGCCCCGCGCCGCCGAAUGCCCAGACUCAACCAAUGAUAUCUCCCUCGGCGUCGAGUGCACAUCAACUGGCUGGAGAGAACACCGUCCGCCUGCCGGACGCUUCGUCCCAACUUCCUCAGGCACCAUUGUCCGCGAGAGCUCCACAUCUCCGCAAGCAAUAUGCUGCCCAAGCUGCCGCUGAAGAAGCUACCAGCCCGCUGCCGCCAAGUGCACAGAGCAAGGAGGAAUCACCACCACCGCCAGAAACUGCAUCACAUCCAGUACACGGUGGUGAUAUCGGGCAUCCGCUUGUGAAAAUGCCGCCACCGCAGCCGACAGUCAGAUUGCCACCAGCGGCGUCGCCUUCGACCUUGCCUCAGCAAAUGCAAGCCAUGCCACCUCCACGCCCAGUGAACAGCUUUGGAGUGCCAGGCACCGCGCGGCCGCUUGUGAUGCAAGAGGCAUGGCAAGCGCGUUUCAACGGCCUAUUCAAUCGAACGCACGUCCACACCGAGAUCCCGCCUUCGCCGCCAAAAACUCCCCCCAAGAUGCAGGGGCCGGCGCUCGCCGUGGCAUCAUCUAGUCGUACCGCCAUGGACGAAGCUCCGCGCUCCUCCAGCGCCACCGUCUCGCUUCCGCAAGCAAAGAUUGCGAUGCAUCAGCAGGGCUACCCGGCCAGCAUCCUCGCAGAUGCUACAUCGAAGCCGAUGAUUGAGCAGAUGUUCGGAGAAGAGUUGAGUUUCGGGUCGUCGCCAAAGGUUCGAGUUCCGAAGCAGACCGCCUAUGCCAUUGCAUCCGAGGGUCUGCCUGCGCAUACUAUGUUGGCAAAGCUGCCCAACGCCAAGCUCCCAACGAGCAUCGAAGCGCGUUCCGUGGCCGAAGUCAAUCUGCGCGACAUUCACCCGAAGCGCCACGAUGGUUACUUCAUCCAUCUCCCGCUUCUGAAGCUGGUGCGCAAGUUUGCACAGCAGCAACAGCAGCAGCGCCAGCUCUCGGGUAGCCGGAAGACGAGCGCCAACCACUCCUCUUAUCAAGAGAGGCGCGCAUCGGGAAAGUUCAAGGGCAAAGGCGAUGAGGGCACUGCAGCAACGGGCGAAUCGAGGAAGUCGAGUUUCCAGAAGACUACCACAUCGACUCCCAACUCUGGCUCGCCUGCACCGGGUACCCCGUCGACGCCGACUCAUGGAAGGCGAACUUCGUGGGCCAAGCCUUCGAAGGGAGGGCGUGGUGGGAGUGGAAGAGGCAGCACGCCGAUCAAGGCGAAUUGAUUGCAUUGCAUUGCGAGGGAUGAAGUCGGCAGAGUGGCAUUGAGUGUAUUGUAGUGUGUAGUAGUGCUGGGCGACGUCUUGGUGAUGUUGCCAAAUACCAAAGUUCAAGCGAAA